Messenger RNA from Dioscorea cayenensis subsp. rotundata (Guinea yam), 784 nucleotides. RefSeq lists its product as uncharacterized. The record is from RefSeq and is a predicted model, not a curated record. Bases 38 to 664 code for a protein of 208 amino acids. The transcript has 7 exons. NCBI's taxonomy places the organism in Eukaryota, Viridiplantae, Streptophyta, Magnoliopsida, Dioscoreales, Dioscoreaceae.
UUCAACUAAGAAAUCUUCGGCUUUUCGAACAACGACGAUGAAAAUGCUGUGGAGUUUCGGAAUUAUACUUAGUUUCGUAGCAUUUCAUGUUGAUGCUAGAGUUGAAUUCAUGUCUACGUCUGCAGAUUUAGGAUGUAAUUCAUGUUUGGAAUUUGCGAGAAAUGCCGAGAAAGAAUUUAACAGUAUGAAGUUAUUUGAGGAAGUCGUCGCGCUAUCGAAACAAGUCUGUCAAGCUCUUCCGAAUGAUUUAGAAAUCAAGUGUUUGAAAAAAUCGAGAGAUUAUGUUCAGUAUGCUAAGGUACUAUUUCAAGAAUUCUUUCAUGAAAAAAGUUUAUGCAAUAAUACGAGAUUAUGCGACGAUGAAAAAGGUGGUGACGAUGAGGAAGCAAACAUGAAAAGUUGUUCCAAGUGUAAAAAAUAUGCCAGAAAAGUAAUUUCAGAGAUACAAAAUCCAAGAACAAAGACUAAAGCUACUAAUGCUAUGCUUAAUUUUUGCGAAGAAAGAGGGGAGGACCGCGAGAAAUGCGAUGAAUAUGUAUACCAAUACGGAGCUGCAGUACUUGACAAAUUGGAGAAAGCUAAAGCGAAAAACUUAUGUAAUGCAUUGGAAUUCUGCGACAAUGAAGAGGAAGGUGAUUCCAUGCUAAUGGAAAUUAAUAUGUGAUACUAUCAGAGUUGUUUUAUGAGUAAUAUUGAUUGUUAUGGAUAUAUGCAUUAAUUCAAGUUACUUGUAAUAAAGAGAUUAACAAUAAUAAGUAUGAAAAAAUUUAUGUAUUGCAUUGCA